Messenger RNA from Acomys russatus (golden spiny mouse), 765 nucleotides. Its product is annotated as small proline-rich protein 3-like. The transcript has a single exon. The record is from RefSeq and is a predicted model, not a curated record. Bases 1 to 765 code for a protein of 254 amino acids. NCBI's taxonomy places the organism in Eukaryota, Metazoa, Chordata, Mammalia, Rodentia, Muridae.
AUGAGUUCCUACCAGCAAAAGCAGCCCUUUGUACCACCUCCUCAGCCUCAACAGCAUCAAGUGAAGCAACCUUGUCAGCCUCCACCACAAGGACAAUUUGUGCCCACAACUACCACGGAGCCAUGCCGCACAGAUGUUCCACAACCAGGAAACAGCAAGAUUCUAGAGCCAUGCAGCACCAAAGUGCCCGAGCCAGGCUACACGGUUGUCCUUGAGCCAGAUUACACUACAAUGCCUGGGCCAUGCUCUGCCAACAUCCCUGGGCCAGAUUACACCACAGUUGCUGGGCCAUGCUCCACCAAUAUCCCUGGGCCAGAUUACACUAUGAUGCCUGGGCCAUGCUCCACCAACAUCCCUGGGCCAGAUUACACUACAAUGCCUGGGCCAUGCUCUGCCAAUAUCACUGAGCCAGAUUACACCACAGUUGCUGGGCCAUGCUCCACCAACAUCCAUGGGCCAGAUUACACUACAAUGCCUGGGCCAUGUUCUGGCAACAUCCCUGACCCAGGUUGUGCCAUGGUUCCUGAGCCAUGCUCUACCAAUAUCCCUGAGGCAAGCUCAGGGCCAUGCUCUAGCAAUGUUCAAGAGCCUGGCUAUGUGAAUGCCUCAGGGUCAAUCCAUACCAAGGUCCCUGAUCAGGGCUACACCAAGGAACCUGACCAGGGAUACUCCAAGGUACCAGAGCCAAGCCAGUCCAAGGUUCCUGAGGUGUACCCUACGACUGUCACUCCAGGAGUGAGCCAGCAGAAGACGAAGCAGAAGUAA